GCAGCGGCGAUGAUCUGGAUCCCUUUGAUCGGCGCGGUGGCGGCGUGCGCCGUAUCCCUAGCGCUAACCGCCUACGUGAUCUCUGUCUCGCACCGACUUCGACUCUAUGACCAGCCCGACCACCGCAAGGUACAUCGCCAAGCGACGCCGCGUCUUGGUGGCGUAGGGAUCAUCGGCGCCGCACUGUUAGUGGGCGUGCCCCUGUUCGCCUGCUUGGUGGAUCCCUCGACUGAAGGGGGGUGGGUUGAGUUGAAGCACUACUCGGCCCUCGCUAUUGGGGCCUUGUUCGUCUUUGUUAUGGGCGUGCUAGACGAUCUUUGGGAAGUCUCAUCACGGCUUAAGCUGAUCACCUUGCUGGCGGCGUCGUGCGUGUUCUGCGCUUCGGGCGCCGGGCUUGGUGAGGUGGUCUAUGACUUCCAAGCCGCCAUCCGCUUUCCGUGGCUGUCGUGGAUCCUCACGGCGGCUUGGAUCACCGGUAUGGCUGUUGCGUUCAACUUCAUCGAUGGGCUCGACGGACUAUCGGGCGGGUUGGCGUUGAUGGCGUUUGGGGUGCUGGCCUACUUUCAGCUCGACGCCCACCACUAUGCCGCGGCCGUUGCGCCCUUGGUGAUGGCGGGGGCGAUAGCCGGUUUCCUCCAUUUCAACCGACCGCCGGCGCGUACCUUCAUGGGCGAUGGCGGGAGUCUCACCAUCGGUUAUCUGAUCGGCGCGAUGACAAUUGCCGCUAACGCCGAGCCAAGACCAGGCACGAUGCGUGCGAUGGUUGUUCCGAGCCUGGCGAUGAGCGUCGCGCUCGUCGAUACCGCUCUCACGCUGUUUCGCCGGAGGUACGAACAGCGCCGCUCAUUGUUCACCGCUGAGCGAGGCCACAUCCAUCACCGACUGCUAGAUCGUGGUCUACACCCACGCCAAGCCGUGCUGUUGAUCCAUGCCGUGUCAGCCAUGGCCGUCGCUAUCGGGGUCUGCUCGCUGCCGCUCGUGGGAUGGUCGACCCUCGGUGGGCUGGCGCUGGUGGUUCCUCUGCUGUGGGGGCUGUUCCACGCGGCUGGCUCGGUGCGGACGACACAGAUGAUCUCCGCAAUCCGCAGCAAACGAGAGAUUGACCGUGACUCUCGACGUCACCGCAACGCCUGCGAAGCCUUACAGCUCGAGUUCGAUAGCGCCAAGACUUUCAGCGAGUGGUGGCAGACCGUUUGCGACGCCGCCGAGCAACUGCGCUUCGCCCGCAUUGAAAUGCCGAUUGCCAAGGCCAUGAACGGCGAACCAAUGACCUUCCGAUGGGUGAACGCCGAAGGCGACGGCGAGAUGGAGGAUGUCGGUCGGUCGAUCGACGCCAAGCUUCCUAUUUGCACCGACGCGGAAGUGACCAACUUUGCUGAAGUUCGAGUGCCGGUCGGCUCCUCACUAGAAUCGGCCAGCGAGCGUCUGGCGCUCUUCUCACGGCUGAUGUCCGACAGUGGCUGCGCUGCGCUUCGCCGAAUCCAGCGUAUGGAAGAGCCUCCAUGCCACGCAAUCGCGGCGCAGCCCCGCGGUGAGUUCAGCGACCUACGUGUGGCAGUUGUCCAUGACUUCUUCUACACCUACGCCGGCGCUGAACGUGUCGUCGAACAAAUCAUCCGUGUCGUUCCACAAUGCGAUGUCUUCGGGCUAUUCGAUUUUGUUCCCAACGAGAGUCGUGGCUUUCUCUGUAGCAAGCCUGUGAGCACGACGUUCCUGCAGCGAAUGCCGUUGGCUCGGAUCAAGCACCGGGCGUACCUGCCGUUGAUGCCGCUCGCUAUCGAGCAGCUCGACGUAUCGGACUACGACCUCGUGAUUUCCAGCUCGUACUUGGCUGCCAAAGGGGUGAUCACCGGGCCCGACCAGACGCACGUUUGCUAUUGUCACAGUCCCGCGCGGUACGCCUGGGACUUGCAGCACCAGUACCUCCGCGAAGCCGGUCUCGGCUUCGGCCCCCAAGGGAUUCUCGCACGGACCAUCCUCCAUUACUUGCGAAACUGGGACGUGCGGACGGCGCUCGGCGUCGACCAUUUUUUGGCGAACAGUCGAUUCGUCGCCCGCCGCAUUAGUAAGUUCUACCGACGUGAAGCGGUGGUGAUCCACCCACCGGUGGAUGUCGAUACAUUUGUUCCCUCCGUCGAUGUUCGCGACGAUUAUUAUCUCACCGCCAGCCGACUUGUCGGCUACAAAAGGAUCGACGUCAUUAUCGAGGCGUUCAAUCGCACCCCCGACCGUAAGCUGAUCGUCGUCGGCGACGGCCCCGAGCGACGGCGACUCGAACGCUUGGCAGGAUCAAACGUUGUCCUCCGCGGUCAGCUUGGUAAGGCGUCGCUUGUUCGUCACUUGCAACGGGCGCGGGCCUUUGUGUUUGCUGCGGAAGAAGACUUCGGGAUCGCCCCGGUCGAGGCCAUGGCGUGCGGCACGCCGGUGAUCGCGUUUCGCAAGGGCGGCGUCACCGAGUCGCUCGAAGAAGGUAAGGCUGGAAUAUUCUAUGACGAGCAAUCCGCCGACUCGCUACUGGAAGCAAUCGAGCGAUUCGAGUCACAGGGGCCUCUCAACGAGAUUGAUCGGAUCGCGACGCGUCGCAGAGCGGAACAAUUCUCGAACGACGCCUUUGUUGAGCAUCUCACUUCUUUCCUUAGAGAAGUGACUGGCAACGGUCAUCGUCGCGCCGGCGCCUCUCGCCGCCUUGAAGACCGUCUCCCGCGAGCGAUCGAGAGCCGCCAUUGCUCGACGGAAGACGUCGGCCAGACUUUGCCAGAAGCUCCAGGCGAGCUGCCGCCCAUCGAUGACGUAUUCCCAGGCACGGAUCAGUAG
This is a messenger RNA of Symbiodinium sp. CCMP2456, 2814 nucleotides long. The record is from the annotation of a GenBank genome assembly. NCBI's taxonomy places the organism in Eukaryota, Dinophyceae, Suessiales, Symbiodiniaceae.